Messenger RNA from Fimicolochytrium jonesii, 684 nucleotides. RefSeq lists its product as uncharacterized. The record is from RefSeq and is a predicted model, not a curated record. NCBI's taxonomy places the organism in Eukaryota, Fungi, Chytridiomycota, Chytridiomycetes, Spizellomycetales, Powellomycetaceae. The coding region runs from base 1 to 684 and encodes 227 amino acids. Gene Ontology annotation, molecular function: transcription coactivator activity. Gene Ontology annotation, cellular component: nucleus. The transcript has 5 exons. Gene Ontology annotation, biological process: transcription by RNA polymerase II.
AUGGCGAAGAAGGAAAGAGUAGCCCAGAAGGCGGCCUCUGAGGCGGAGAAGAAGUCCAAGGCUGCACAACAGAAAGAGGAGCAAGAGAGUGCCAAGUGGAGCGAUGGCGCAAAAGGCAAUAAGAAAAAGGAGCUCGAAGAGCAGAAGAAGCAAGAGUUGUUAGAGAAGAAGAAAGAACGAGAAGCAAUGCUUGCAGCGGAGGAGAAAGAGCUCAAUGCAAUAGCCGCCAAAGGUGCCGCUUUGAAGGGCAGCGCAAAGAAAGCAGCGCAACGGACCGAGAGACACGAAGCGUUUGCAGCGGAUGCACGAGCUGACAUCCCCGAGUUCGCCGCGUCCGGUAUCGAUGCGGCCUUGGACUUGUUAGAUUUAACGACGGGAGUGGGCACGGCACCGAAGAGCUCGGACAAGAUGGAGAGACAUCCUGAGAAGAGAAUGAAGAGUGCCUGGGCGGCCUUCGAAGAGCGAGAGAUGCCUUUGCUCAAAGAGGAGCAGCCAAAUCUCCGUCUAACGCAAUACAAGCAGCUUCUGCAAAAGCGGUGGAAGAAGUCCCCCGAGAACCCCAUGGCAAGUGGACCGAUAUCUCAAUUUACGCCGCGUAUCCUGCCACCUAAUUCCUUCUCGGAGGAGCGAGAGCUCGUCGAGAGCCGCCGCGAAGAGGCUUUGGCGAAGCUCCGGGUCAAGUAG